Andrographis paniculata is the source of this 1879-nucleotide messenger RNA. RefSeq names its product ureide permease 1-like. Gene Ontology annotation, cellular component: membrane. The record is from RefSeq and is a predicted model, not a curated record. The transcript is spliced from 7 exons. NCBI's taxonomy places the organism in Eukaryota, Viridiplantae, Streptophyta, Magnoliopsida, Lamiales, Acanthaceae. Gene Ontology annotation, biological process: nitrogen compound transport. Gene Ontology annotation, molecular function: uracil:monoatomic cation symporter activity; allantoin:proton symporter activity. The coding region runs from base 232 to 1605 and encodes 457 amino acids.
AUCAUAAGCAAGGCUGCAACUUUUUUUCUUUUUUAUUAAAAUCAAUCAUAUGAAGCUUUUGGGUUAACUAGGUUUCGUGUUUGUGCGCCUUUUUCAUCUAAGUUUUUUGUUCGGCGCAGAAUUGAGGGUUGAAAUCUAUGCUCCUUUUCUCGUCCCAUUUCCAGACUUGCCGGGAUUUUCUCCGAUUCUUCCUCUGUCUAAAGUUUUUCAUUUUUAUUCAUAUAAAAGCACAUGGAUUUUUGGGGAAUCCCAGAAGCAAUUUCGUUACCAAGUAACGGGGAUUUGAAGGUGAAGAUGUAUUUGGUGGAUGGUAAAGCCGGCGCCAUAGCUUGUAUGCUCUUGUCCCUGCUGUUCUUGGGGACAUGGCCUGCAUUUAUUACACUCCUGGAAAGGCGUGGCCGUCUCCCUCAGCACACUUAUCUCGAUUACACCAUCACUAACCUCGUCGCCGCUGUAAUAAUCGCUUUUACCUUUGGUGAAAUCGGACACAGUAGCAAUCCUGACAGGCCCAAUUUCAUCGACCAGCUGUCUCAGCAUAACUUAUCCAGUGUGCUGUUCGCAAUGCUCGGCGGAAUUUUCCUCAGCUUAGGAAACCUGUCGUCUCAAUAUGCCUUCGCCUUCGUCGGUUUGUCGGUAACCGAGGUUAUCUCUGCCAGCAUAUGUGUUGUAAUAGGCACGACGCUGAACUACUUCUUGGAUGACAAGAUCAACCGCGCCGAGAUUCUUUUCCCCGGAGUCGGAUGCUUCUUGAUUGCAGUCUUUUUAGGCUCUGCUGUUCAUAAAUCCAAUGCUAAGGAUAAUGAAGCUAAGCUCACCGGCGCAUCCCAUGACUACGGGAAUGUGAUGAAAACCGAAUCCGGAGGGAAACAAACGUAUGCAUUGAGGGGUAAGACCGCGUCAUAUACGCGUGUUUAUGAUACAAGUGAAGAAGCCACAUCACCCAACUCUGUUUUUCCUUGCAUAGCAGACGAUCUGGAGACCGGAACUGAUGCUUCCGGGAAGAAGGCGAAGUUCGGGACCGCAGGUUUUCUUAUAGAGCUCGAGAACAAAAGAGCCAUUAAGGUGUUCGGAAGAAGCACUCUUAUCGGGCUGGCCCUAACUUUCUUCGCGGGUCUCUGUUUCUCCCUGUUUUCUCCGUCGUUCAACUUGGCCACGAACGAUCAGUGGCAUACGUUGAAAGACGGGAUCCCACAUUUGAGCGUCUACACCGCAUUCUUCUACUUCUCGAUAUCGUCUUUCACGAUCGCCACCGUCCUCAACCUCAGCUUCUUGUAUUACCCUGUCUUAAAUCUGCCGAAAUCAUCGUUCAAGGCGUAUCUCAUGGACUGGAACGGCCGAGGCUGGGCCUUCCUGGCGGGCAUACUGUGCGGGUUCGGAAAUGGGCUUCAAUUCAUGGGCGGGCAGGCUGCGGGAUACGCAGCAGCGGAUGCUGUACAGGCGCUUCCGCUGGUGAGCACAUUUUGGGGCGUGGUGUUGUUCGGGGAGUACAGGAGAUCGUCGAGGAGGACGUACAUACUUUUGGUGAGCAUGCUGGCGAUGUUCGCCGUUGCAGUGGCGAUCCUCAUGGCGUCGUCGGGGCAGCGCAAGCAAGUUAAGAGUGCUUGAAGAGGUUCUUCUUCAUCAAUGCAGCUGUUGCAAUAUUGGCAGGGCUUGAGAUCGGAUGUCUACCUGAAUGAAUCAAUGCCUGCAAUAAUAAAGACAACGUUUUUAAGGAAUGGGAUGGGGACGAUGAAUAAUGUAUGUAUGGAAGCCUAGCUAGCUCUCUGUAGUUAUAGUCCUCACUGUGUGAGAUUCUUAUUGUUGUUGUUACGAAUUGGGUUUAUCUUCUUAUCUGUAUUGCUAUCUUUUAAAUUCAAGGUUUGAGAAAAGUAUCCAAAAA